Spodoptera litura is the source of this 2236-nucleotide messenger RNA. RefSeq lists its product as uncharacterized. The record is from RefSeq and is a predicted model, not a curated record. Lineage: Eukaryota; Metazoa; Arthropoda; Insecta; Lepidoptera; Noctuidae.
UGCGGUGCUGCCUCGUGAUGCUCGUCGCUCCACUGCUCUAAAAUAAAACUAAAAAUCUGGAAGGAAAGAAAGUAUUGGUUGUGAUGUAAAACAAAAUGUGAACGUAGGUCCGUUUCUUUGGUGUUAUUAGUUCAGCUGUACUGGUCACCGCGAGUUGUGGACUGUUGUCGUGCUAGUUGGUGGACGUGCUACAGACAUGGAUGUUACCAAGUUCCUCACGGUGCUCGUGGUGCUGUGCCUCGAGGGAGGCGAGACUGGAGGCGGAGGGAAACACCAUGACCACGUGCGAUUGCACAUUCCGGAGUUCAUUCAUCAUGAUCACCAUAAGAAAGUAAUAACAAUUCAUCAUCAUCACCACAAGCCAAAGAAAGAGCAUCAUCAUCAUCAUCACCACCACCAUAAGCCACAGAUGCCACAUGGACAUCAUUACCAUCAUCAUCAUAAGAAGGUUCAUACAAAGUCGCAUACAGAAACGAAGGGGAAGCAUCACGGUCAUCAUCACGGGCACCACCAUGGCCAUCACGGUCAUCAUGGACAUCAUGGUCAUCACGGGCAUCACGGUCACCACGGCCACGGACAUCACCAUGACGCGCCAGUCGUGCCAAGCUUCUCUUACACUCCCAGUGCUAUUCCUUCCUAUGAGGACGACUAUUCUCAUUCAUAUUCCCCGUCAGUACCUGCUUACGGUGGCAUCCCAAGUACUGGUUUUUCCGUUGGUCAGAGCCCUCGAGUACAUGGAGUAACUCACACAGUAAAACAAGUGAAGGUGUUUGACUCUUUGCCUGGUGCAUUACCUAACGCUGGUGGCGGUGGUCAUGGCUACGAGGUGACGGAAGAAGGCGAGGAAGAUGACGAUGUGUUCACAACCGUCAAUCAGCUACAAAACAGAUUUCCGGCGACAUUCGGCUAUGUUCGUAGUGCUGCUCCAGAGCCGACAAAUGAUCCAUAUUCUGAAUUAAGUUCACAUAGCGCGAUUCCAACACAAUUCGCAGCAGCCCCAGUGCCUACGACGGCACUUUCUGAUGGAAUUGAGACUUUUACGGGUUCUGUGCAGAGUGAUCCUUUUGCGUCUUCUGCUCCAACACAGGGCAUAGGCUUACCCAGCGUCCAGCCAUCAGCUGACUACCCCGUAACGUUCCAAGCUGAGGGCUUUGACGGUCAACUUAACUCGUUUACAGGCUCCGAAGGUAACGACGGAUCUUUCAUUUCCCACGAGGAGAACAAUCUAUCUGAUGAUGCUCCCGUGUCCUUCACAAGAGAGGCUGGUAUACAACAUACCACGAACACAGGCAAUGUUGAGACACUUGUCUAUUAGAUUUGUAAGUAAUUUAAAGUUUACUGUAGUGUCAAUAAUGGGACCUUAAUAUCAAAACUGCCUAGAGUUUGUUAAAAUAGUCGUGAGGUCAUUACAAGUGAAGAACAAUAGUAUUUUAAUUACGAUUCUUUUUCAUGAAAUCUAUUGUUCUAUAGAUAACUUAUUCAAUAAAUAUAAGAUGAAAACGAAAGCACAAUCACGCAAACUCUAAAGCGUUUAACAAUAACAGUUAGUACAAAAAGAUAAUUCGAAGGAAGUAUUUUUAAUUGUUAUCCUUUGUUACUGUUUGAUUGUUAUUUAGUCUGUCUGUAACAGCUGUAACUAUCUAUUCAGUUAUUGAAAGCUCUUAUGUCACCAAACUACUUACAUAGUAAUUUACUACACCCCAAAUAGUAAACGACGUCGGCUGAUUCGACUCGCCCUAGAUCCGUAGUUGCGCAAGUUGUUAAAAAACGUUUUUUUAACUGUCAACGUAACUGUAGCAGAAUAAUUUAAUAAGAAAAAAAGUUCUAUUUAAGUGUUGUGUAACUGGACACCAUUGGAAAUAAGAAAAAUAUACAAUAGUUGUUUGUCUGGGGAGUUUUGUGUGACUUGAAUUAAUGGUAUCUUGACUUGAUGUGUUUCAUGUAUUCAUAAAAUUUUGACGGUACGCAGGCGUUAUAUUACGCUGUAACUACGUUCGCCUACAUAAGAAACUUUGACCUAUUUUUACAUUUUCUUCAUACGAAUCAAAUUUGAAAUAAGUUGCGAAAAAUUAUGCUUUCAAUAAUAAGGUUAUUCAUAUAUACUUUACUUAUACGUUAUUUUUCUUAUUCUGGACUUGUAGUGUAAAAUAACUAGAUAUUUCCCAUUAUUGUUGUUGUUAACAUUACUAUUAAUACUUUAGUUUACAAUGUGUUAUAGUUUUAGUACCUAAGUACC